AUGGUUACGGAAACUGGAAAGUUGCUUACCCGAAUGGCACAUGGUGAAAUUUUCCAUUGCCAUAUUCUUGUUUUCGUUCCACCUUCACCUAUUACUUAUCAAAGAGAGAGCAUCCGUGUCGAAUGUGUCGAAGAAAAGCGAAUACCAGAAACUUUAGAAAAACUUAGUGAUAACAGGUAUGGGUACAGAGAAUUAACUAGAUGCCGAUCCCCACCAAUCUUCCUUAAAGAUGGAGAACGAAUACGUAUAAAUUUGAAUGGAGGUAUAAAGCUUCCCGAGGGAUUUCAGAAAGAUCAAAUGAUUAUUACGUUCCUCCGCGAAGGUCUCCAUAAGCACGUCGUAUUCCCAGCUGUGACUAAGUUUGGAAACCGCCCUUCACCUUGGGCGUAUUUGAACUUCAAUCGAAGUGAUGGCAAAACGAUCUAUGAAACUUUCUUCGACGCUGAAUUUCCGUUCAGGAAAGAGAAACAAAAAGCCGAUUACGGAGCAAGCUUUGAAUCGUUGCCGUAUCUAGCAAACCGAUCACGUGCUGUUAGUGCAUUGGAUAUAAAUGAAACAGGAAAGACUAUCCCAUUUUCAAGACCAGUCUCCGCACCAUCUGACCAGUCCUCACGAUCGCCCAGUAUCAUCGACAAAACCGUCCUAGUAUUGACAGAAUUGCUUUCACCAAAGGAAUGGAAAUUUGUUUUAAGGGAAAUUAUUGAUGAAAAGAAAGAGGUUAAUCCCGAUAGCAUAAUCGAGGAGGCAGUUGCUAACAACAAAAGUGAUGUCAAGGAGGCAAUUUAUCAGUCGCUGAAAAGUUGGACGCACAUGUAUAUGUCAAGCUGCACACAAAACCAGAAAGUUGAUGAAAUAAUUCAAAGACUUCAGAAAAAGUACCAAGGAAUUGCAAUCGAACUAGAGAAAAAGGUGAAGACUAACCAAGCGAAAAUGUGA
Ylistrum balloti is the source of this 936-nucleotide messenger RNA. RefSeq lists its product as uncharacterized. The transcript has 5 exons. The record is from RefSeq and is a predicted model, not a curated record. Lineage: Eukaryota; Metazoa; Mollusca; Bivalvia; Pectinida; Pectinidae. The coding region runs from base 1 to 936 and encodes 311 amino acids.